AGAAACAAACAAUGAAUCUUCUUCUUCUUCAGUUAACCUUAAUCUCACUACUCUUCUUCACUUCCACCAUAGCUGAUAAAACCUCCUCCGAUCCUCAUCCAAACUUCCCCUGCAAACCUCCUCACCACAACUCCCACCCUUUCUGCAACAUCUCACUAUCCACAACUCAACGAGCUCUCUCCCUCGUCUCCCUCCUAACCCUCCCUGAGAAGAUCUCCCAGCUCUCCAACACAGCCGCCUCCAUCCCUCGCCUCGGCAUCCCUCCCUACGAAUGGUGGUCAGAGUCUUUACACGGACUCGCAGACAACGGUCCAGGCGUCUCCUUCAACGGCUCGAUCUCCUCCGCGACGAGCUUCCCUCAGGUGAUCGUCUCCGCGGCGGCGUUUAACAGGACGCUAUGGAGGGAGAUAGGAGCCGCGGUGGCGGUGGAAGGUAGGGCGAUGUAUAACGGUGGUCAGGCGGGGUUGACUUAUUGGGCGCCGAAUAUAAAUGUGUUUAGGGAUCCGAGGUGGGGGAGAGGGCAGGAGACUCCUGGGGAGGAUCCUUUGGUUGUUUCUGAGUAUGGUGUUGAGUUUGUUAAAGGGUUUCAGGAAGUUAAGGAGACGAGUCAGGUUUUUAAAAACAAUGAUGAGAAGCUUAUGUUGUCUGCUUGUUGUAAGCAUUUCACUGCUUAUGAUCUUGAGAAGUGGGGGAACUUUAGUAGAUAUGACUUCAAUGCUGUGGUUACGGAACAGGACAUGGAAGACACGUAUCAGCCACCAUUUGAGAGUUGUAUCAGAGAUGGUAAAGCUAGCUGUUUGAUGUGUUCAUAUAAUGCAGUUAAUGGAGUGCCUGCUUGUGCUCGAGAAGACUUGUUACAGAAAGCUCGUGUUGAAUGGGGAUUUAAAGGGUACAUUACAUCAGACUGUGAUGCUGUGGCAACCAUUUUCGAUUACCAAGGAUACACAAACUCAUCUGAGGAAGCAGUUGCUGAUGCAAUCAAAGCAGGGGUGGAUAUAAACUGUGGAACGUACAUGGUUAGACACACAAAAUCUGCGAUAGAUAAAGGGAAAGUGAGCGAGGAACAAAUAGACAGAGCUCUCCUGAAUCUCUUUGCUGUUCAACUUCGUCUUGGACUUUUCGACGGUAAUCCAAGAGAAGGACGUUACGCAAAGUUAGGAACAAAUGAUAUUUGUAGCUCAAGUCACAGAGAGUUAGCAUUAGAAGCAGCUAGACAAGGGAUUGUGCUUCUAAAAAACGAUCACAAGCAUUUGCCUUUGAAGAAAAACCAAGUCUCUUCUUUAGCAAUCAUUGGUCCAAUGGCGAAUAAUAUAAGCAAUAUGGGAGGGACUUAUACAGGAAAGCCAUGUCAACGAAAGACUAUCUUCAAUGAACUUGUGGAGUAUGUAAAGAAGACAUCUUAUGCCUCUGGUUGCUCUGACGUUGCUUGUGAUUCUAGCAAUGAGUUUGGAGAAGCUGUUGCAAUAGCCAAGGGAGCAGAUUAUGUCAUAGUUGUUGCGGGGUUAGAUCUCACUCAAGAAACAGAAGAUAAAGAUAGAGUUAGUCUCUCUUUACCUGGCAAACAGAAAGAUCUUGUGACUUCCAUUGCAGCUGUGAGUAAAAAGCCAGUGAUUCUAGUCCUAACCGGUGGUGGACCAGUGGAUGUAACCUUUGCUAAAACCGAUCCAAGAAUAGGAAGCAUUGUCUGGAUUGGUUAUCCAGGUGAAACAGGUGGACAAGCACUAGCUGAGAUCUUGUUUGGUGAUUUUAAUCCAGGUGGGAGGUUACCGAUGACGUGGUAUCCUCAGUCAUUUACUAAGGUUGCAAUGUCUGAUAUGCAUAUGAGAGCUGAUUCAUCUCGUGGUUAUCCUGGAAGAACGUACAGAUUCUAUACCGGACCUCAAGUUUACGGAUUUGGAACCGGUUUAAGCUACACUGACUUUGAUUACAAGGUUCUUUCAGCACCAACCAGACUUGGCUUAUCAGAAGUUAUUCCUCAGUCUUCACACAAGAAACUGCUUCUCCAAAACGGUGAAGAGCAGCUCAGAUACUUAGAGCUCGAUGAUUUGGAGGUUAACUCGUGUGAGUCGCUGAGGUUUAACGUGCGGUUUAGCGUGAGUAAUACGGGAGAGAUGGACGGUAGUCAUGUGUUGAUGUUGUACUCAAGAAUGCCUCAGGUUUUAUCUGGUGUUCCUGAGAAGCAGCUGAUUGGUUUUGAACGUGUUCAUGUUCGUUCCAGUGAGAUGGUGGAAGCAGAGUUCGUGAUUGAUCCUUGCAAGCAUCUUAGCCUUGCGAAUGAUGUGGGGAAGAGAGUGAUUCCUUUGGGGGUUCAUGACUUGGUUUUGGGAGAUUUACAACAUUCUCUGUCUCUUGAGUUUUAAAUGAUUGUUUUUAAGCAAACUGUGAUUCUUGGAAAAGUUUAAAUAAAAAGCGUUACUGUUUGGACGAAUAAAU
Messenger RNA from Eruca vesicaria subsp. sativa (arugula), 2433 nucleotides. NCBI's taxonomy places the organism in Eukaryota, Viridiplantae, Streptophyta, Magnoliopsida, Brassicales, Brassicaceae. The record is from the annotation of a GenBank genome assembly.